ACUCGCACACACUACAGUCGAUCAACAGUGACGGAUUACAGAAGACUCACUGACAGAAGUGAGGGCACGAUUGGAUCUAUAACUUUUCCAUCAACAUGUCAAAGGUAUUUAAGAAGACCAGCGGCAAUGGACAUAUUGCCCUGUACUUGGGGAAGCGAGACUUUGUGGACAAUGUGGAUUCAGUGGAACUAGUUGAAGGGGUAAUCAAAGUGGACCCUUCUGGUCUUAAUGGCAGGAAAGUAUUUGUCUACCUUGCUUGUGCCUUCCGCUAUGGAAGCGAAGACUUGGAUGUCAUCGGGCUGUCCUUCAGGAGAGACAUCUGGAUACAGCGUGUUCAGGUGUAUCCACCUACAGGUGGAAACGCAGCCAAAUCACCUUUGCAGGAGUCCCUCAUAAAGAAAGUUGGAGAGCAAGGAUGUCCCUUUUCCUUUCAGAUGCCAACAAAUCUCCCAUGCUCAGUCGGCUUACAGCCUGGGCCAAACGAUGCUGGCAAGGCCUGUGGCGUGGACUUUGAGGUGAAAGGAUACAUUGCCAACUUACCUGACAGUGCAGAUGAAGUCAUUGACAAGAAGGACACUUGCCGUCUGAUGAUUCGUAAAAUACAAUUUGCACCAGCUAACAACAAGCCCGGACCCAAGGCUGAUAUAGCCAAGCAGUUCAUGAUGACUGACAAACCAGUUAACUUGGAGGCCUCCCUUGAAAAAGAGAUCUAUUACCAUGGAGAUCCAAUCACCGUCAAACUAAAAGUCAACAACGAAACCACUAAGGUUGUGAAGAAAAUCAAAAUCUCAGUUGAGCAGCUAACGAGUGUGGUCCUCUACUCAUCUGAUACUUACACCAAGGCAGUCUGCACUGAGGAGUUUGGGGAGACAAUAAAUGCCAACUCUACAUUCGAGAAGUCCUUCCAAAUAACCCCCCUGCUGUCCAACAACAAAGAGAAGCGGGGUCUUGCAGUGGAUGGACGGCUAAAAGAUGAGGACACGCAUCUCGCAUCCACUACCCUGAGUCAAGGAGAAAAGGAGAUGCAGGGAAUCAUUGUCUCCUACAAAGUGAAGGUGAAUCUAGUGGUGUCCGGUGGAGGCCUGCUCGGUGGCCUAACAGGAAGCGAUGUCAUUGUGGAGCUUCCUCUGACUCUGAUGUCCCCAAAACCCGCAGAAGUCACAUUGGACUAAAGGCCUCUUUAGUUCAGGGCAGAAAUCACAAUUGAGUCCAUGGAAGGAUGAGACGACCAGCGAAGGAAAAUCACCUCUCUGACAGAGAACACAGAACACAAAGGAACUCAGCACAGUGAAGAGAACACAGAACACAAAGGAACUCAACACCAAUGAAGAGAACCACUACUCAUCACUGAGUUACUAUAAUGUUCUUACUUCCCUUGCACGUAUACAUUUUUAGUAGGCAUUGCUGCAAGAGUUCUAUCAUUGAAACAGAGUCUAAACUCUCUGUGACAUUUCUCUGAAUGCCAUCAUAACAUUAUAUAGAAAUAAAGAUGUGUUGUAUAAUUUUCUUUGUCAGAGCAAAUGUCCCUUAGCAUAGAUAGUUAUGAAUACCGACAAUGCAGUGCUUAAUUUAUUGUUAAUGUUUAUUGCCAUGUCAUUAGAGCCAUCACACAUUAUGAAUGAAUGUGCAGCUGUGGGGUGAAUAUCCCCAAAAUACUACUGUCACUCUUUAUAGACAAGAGAAGGAAAUAAACAUGUUG
Molecule: messenger RNA, 1699 nt
Organism: Seriola dumerili (greater amberjack)
Lineage: Eukaryota; Metazoa; Chordata; Actinopteri; Carangiformes; Carangidae
Gene: arr3b
Product: arrestin 3
Exons: 18
Coding region: 96-1172 (358 amino acids)
Biological process (GO): visual perception; G protein-coupled receptor internalization; signal transduction
Molecular function (GO): G protein-coupled receptor binding
Source: RefSeq, a predicted model, not a curated record